UUUCGGCCGGGGUGUUCUUGUGACUGCAUUUUCUAAGUUCCAGGUUUUCUGGCAGUAGUUUGCUAGUGAUCAGAUAAACUUUCCUUAAUAUUGCGUUUUGUUUAGAAUCUGCUUUAUAGGGAAUUAGAACUAUUAUUCAUCGAUUUCAUUAUUCAUUGUUUUAUUUCGUGCGCACGCGCCACUCUUGCUUUCGUUUUUGUGCGAUCGGUGCGGUUUAGAGGAAGCAGUUGUAAAUUUCUUACUUUGUACUAAAGACUUGUUGAGAUAAAACAUGGAUGUGACAGCUGCCUUAAAAGACCUGGAACUUUGGAAGGCCAAGGUUAAGGAAGCAGAAAAUGAAAAAUCCAAACGGAUGCUGGAGAAACUGGACUGUGAAGAGCAAAAGAAAAAAUUCCAGAAAGAAACAGCACACGUGCUUUCAGUGCAAAAGGAGAAGGAGGCUGAGCAUUUGAGGAUGAAAGAAAAACUCGAGACCCUUAACUCCGAUGCUGAGAAGCGCAACAGAGCUCUGAGGGAACGCAUAAAAGCGCAUGAAGAUGCGCUGAAAGUGAAACAAGAAGAAUACAGUUUGCUUCAGCAACAAUCAAAGGUUAAGACUGACAUCCCAGAGAAGAAGGUGAAGUUUGCACAUGUGAUAACAGAGGAGAAAGAGGCAGAAGAGCAUGAUUAUGAGACCACUGAGGGUCAAUUUACCAUCUCCCAGAAACCCAGUCUUCUCCUGAGGGGUGGGCAAGCCCUUAUUACCUUCGAAGAAGAUAAAGUGGCAGAAAAAAUACUCAUGUUGCCAAAGUGUUGUGUCCCUGUGGAUAAUAACAAAAUGGAUGUGAAGCCUGUUUCUGUGACCUUGGAGCCAUCUGUGAAGUUCCAGAUUCACUUCAGCAUCUCAAACAGAAAGAUCAGGUUCUCUGAUGUGCCUCCUGUCCUGGAUGAGGAUCGCAUGAGAGACCGUCUGGAGCUAAGCUUCUCUAAGCCCAGUCUAGGAGGAGGGGAGGUGGAAGAGCUGACCUAUGAUAUGACAAGAGGCGCCGGCCAUGUCACCUUCCUCAAUACUGGAGUUGCUGAAAGUCUGUAUCUGAAGAAGAAAUACCCCAUAAAUGUGGGUGAAAAAAUUGAUGCAUGUAUCCAGCCAUAUUUUGAUUACCAGUUGAAACAGUUCCAGACAUUCUGUGGAGUGCCCAAGCGAACGGUGCUCUUGGAAGACAUCAAGGGUUUUCUGGAUGAGGAAGACAUGCAGGAUCAUCUGGAGAUCUACUUCCAGAAGCCCAGCAACUGUGGGGGCGAGGUGGACGCCAUCAAGUACACCUCCAAAGGAGGAGUGACGGCCUACUUCAGUGACGACGUGCCUAAACCUGAGGCGUGAUCUGCAGGAGACACUUUGGUUGUGCUGUAGUAUUCGAAGAGAACAUUCUGUCUCCUACCUUCACUGGGGAAGCUGCUUUUCAUGUUAUCAAUCAUGCUAUCAGUUUAAAGAUCUUAAUAAGGUGGUGGUCUUUUAAGUUGCACUCAAAUAAAAUCAUAUUGUCUUCCAGAGAAUGGAUUAUUACGUGUGAUUUCUAUGAUCACAAGACUUUGAUAAAUACUGUUUAUAUUUUAUCAGCCUAAAGAAACAAUUCCAUGUUACUAUUUUCUGUAAUAUAUUACAACAACAAUGUCCUUGAGCAUAUGUUAUGUGGAAAGUCUGUGCAAUUUAUAGACUUACAAUGCUGGUAAGUGUACAGUGCCUAGGGCAAUGCAAUCUCACUGGGAAAAUUGCACUAGAUGAUGGGGAAAAUACAAGGUUAUUGUCUGUAACUUUGAUAAAUUAGCUGUAUCAAAAAUGCUGUCCUAGGUCUUUCAUGUUUGAACUGGCAAACUUAAUAACUGAAGCCUUGUGAAAUUUUGUUAGUUAUUUAGUGACUGCAAAAAAUGAUUAUAUAAAGACAUCAUUUAUGGAUAUUGUUGCAAUUCAAUCUUUUAAUGUUUAUCAAAAUCAAAUAAAACUAUAAAAUCA
Molecule: messenger RNA, 1990 nt
Organism: Brienomyrus brachyistius
Lineage: Eukaryota; Metazoa; Chordata; Actinopteri; Osteoglossiformes; Mormyridae
Gene: nmi
Product: N-myc (and STAT) interactor
Exons: 9
Coding region: 272-1360 (362 amino acids)
Cellular component (GO): cytoplasm
Source: RefSeq, a predicted model, not a curated record